Molecule: messenger RNA, 1695 nt
Organism: Neurospora tetraspora
Lineage: Eukaryota; Fungi; Ascomycota; Sordariomycetes; Sordariales; Sordariaceae
Product: MBOAT, membrane-bound O-acyltransferase family-domain-containing protein
Exons: 2
Coding region: 1-1695 (564 amino acids)
Biological process (GO): ergosterol metabolic process
Cellular component (GO): endoplasmic reticulum membrane
Molecular function (GO): ergosterol O-acyltransferase activity
Source: RefSeq, a predicted model, not a curated record
AUGUCCUCCUCCGAGUCUUCUUCUUCUCCCACCACGUCCAUACAUCACUUAUCAGCAUCAGCAACGGAAUCAACCGACCACCACCACGCCCACACCAAACGAACAAAAAGAAGAGGCAAAUUCUCCGACCUAGUCUUCACCCGCAACUUCUCCACCUUCGACCGCCAAAACGCCCUGGCAGCCUCCUCGCCCUUCCACGGCUUCUUCACCCUCUUCUGGCUCGGCAUCUCGCUCUUCGUCAUCAAGAUCGGCGCCGAGAACUGGCGGCAGCACGGCAACCCACUGGGUCGGAACGAAAUCCUGAAAAUCAUGUUCCACCGGGACUUGGUGGUCUUGCUCAUCGCCGACGGGGUCAUGUGUUUCUCCACUGGCUUUUCUUGGAUUCUGCAGCGUCUUGUUCGUCGGGGCGUGGUCGAUUGGGAUAAAGAGGGGUGGGUGUUGCAGAAUAUCUGGCAGUGUUUGUUCGUGGCUGGUGUUGUGGGUUUCCCCCUGGUGAGGGACUGGCCGUGGACGCAUACCGUUUUUUUCGUGAUGCAUGGUAUGGUCAUGUUGAUGAAGAUGCAUAGUUACGCGUUUUAUAACGGGUAUCUGGCGUCGGUGUGGAAGAAGCGGCAGCUGUUGCUGGGAAAGCUGAAGGAGCUUGAGCAUGUGGAGGUGGUUGCCAAGCAUGAUCCGGACAGGAGCUGGACGGAGCCGUUCCCGCUGCUGCCGAGAGACUUGUCGACAGAGCAUCUGUCGAGAGUGCCGUCGGCGCAGGAGUAUAAGGAGAGGAGAAGGAUGUCGAUUGCUGCGCAGCAAGGGGCUGAUACUCAGGAAGAAGAUGAUAUGGACAAGAUUGUCGCGGCGAUUGACUCGCGCGAGCCGUUGAAUGAGGAGCAGGUCCAUGUUUUUGAGAGGGCGCUGAAAUGGGAAGUGGACGCCAUGACGGAUGAGCUGAGAGGCAAGGCGACGGACGACAAGAGGGUGUAUCCGAAUAACCUUACGCUGGCCAACCAUUACGAGUUCAUCGUGCUGCCGACGCUGGUGUACGAGCUCGAGUAUCCGCGGUCCGAGUCCAUCAACUGGUACUAUGCUGCCGAGAAGAUGGUGGCCUGUUUCGGAGUCAUUUUCGUCAUGAUCAUGAUCUCGCAGGCUUUCAUCUACCCCGUGGUCAUGGAGACGGUCAGGAUGAAAGAGAUGGGGAUGCCGUUGAACGAGCGGUUCCGAUACUUCCCCUGGAUGUUGGCCGACUUGAUCUUCCCCUUCAUGAUGGAGUAUCUGCUGUCGUGGUAUCUCAUCUGGGAGACGAUCCUCAACUUUGUGGCGGAGCUGACCAAGUUCGCCGACCGAAGCUUCUAUGAUGCCUGGUGGAACUGCGUGUCGUGGGAUCAGUUCGCGAGGGAUUGGAACCGACCGGUGCAUAACUUCUUGUUGAGACAUGUGUACCACAGCUCCAUCUCGGCCAUGAAGGUCGACAAGCACACGGCCACGCUCAUCACUUUCUUCUUGUCGGCAUGUGUCCAUGAGCUAGUCAUGUGGUGCAUCUUUAAGAAACUGAGAGGCUAUUUGCUCUUUUUGCAGAUGUUCCAGUUGCCGCUUGUGAGUAUGAGCAGGACAAAGUGGAUGCGGAACAGGAAGACAUUGGGGAAUGUUUUCUUUUGGCUGGGCAUCUUUACGGGCCCGAGUAUCCUUUGCAGCUUGUAUUUGAUUCUGUAA